Messenger RNA from Synchiropus splendidus (mandarinfish), 2461 nucleotides. It is a transcript of the gene ap2m1a, whose product is annotated as adaptor related protein complex 2 subunit mu 1a. Gene Ontology annotation, molecular function: clathrin-cargo adaptor activity. Gene Ontology annotation, cellular component: AP-2 adaptor complex; cytoplasmic vesicle. Gene Ontology annotation, biological process: intracellular protein transport; clathrin-dependent endocytosis. Lineage: Eukaryota; Metazoa; Chordata; Actinopteri; Syngnathiformes; Callionymidae. The transcript is spliced from 12 exons. The record is from RefSeq and is a predicted model, not a curated record. Bases 306 to 1634 code for a protein of 442 amino acids.
CGCAGUUUCAUAUCAAAAACACAAACGCCAACUUGCUCUAGCUUCCCCAUUUCGAAUGAUCGGCCGUGUGUAGCGUAUCGUAUCCAGGCCUGGGUGCGGUUUACUCCGCCGCCGCGCCUUUUCCUGUCCCUGGUUGUGCGUCAGGACGGCGCGUCAGCUGACAGCCAUCAGAGGAGCCGGAGGAAGCCGCGGAAUUAGCGGGUCUGGAUACGGACAAAACGACGACCCCAACUGGGAACGUCUGUGCAAUAGUUAGGGCGGAGUUUGGUUUCAUCAUGGCCUGUUGGGUUUGAGGAGCAGCCACAAUGAUUGGAGGACUGUUCAUCUACAAUCACAAGGGGGAGGUCCUCAUCUCCCGGGUCUAUCGAGAUGAUAUAGGGCGCAACGCCGUGGAUGCGUUCCGCGUGAACGUGAUCCACGCUCGGCAGCAGGUGCGAUCCCCGGUCACCAACAUUGCCCGCACCAGCUUCUUCCACGUCAAGCGCUCCAACAUCUGGCUGGCUGCCGUCACCAAGCAGAAUGUCAACGCCGCCAUGGUGUUCGAGUUCCUGUACAAGAUGUGCGACGUCAUGACCGCAUACUUCGGCAAGAUCAGCGAGGAAAACAUCAAGAACAACUUUGUGCUCAUCUACGAGCUGCUGGAUGAGAUCCUGGACUUUGGUUACCCCCAGAACUCUGAGACUGGAGCCCUGAAGACUUUCAUCACCCAGCAGGGCAUUAAGGGACAGCACCAGACAAAAGAGGAGCAGUCUCAGAUCACCAGCCAGGUGACAGGACAGAUUGGCUGGCGCCGCGAAGGCAUCAAGUAUCGCCGCAAUGAGCUCUUCCUCGACGUGCUGGAGAGCGUCAACCUGCUCAUGUCACCUCAAGGCCAGGUGCUGAGUGCGCACGUGUCGGGCCGAGUGGUGAUGAAGAGCUACCUGAGCGGGAUGCCCGAAUGCAAGUUCGGCAUGAAUGACAAGAUUGUGAUCGACAAACAGGGUAAAGGAGGAGCCUCCGACGAUGCCGGCAAGAGUGAUUUAGGGGGAGGAAGUGGGAAACAGUCUAUUGCCAUCGACGACUGCACUUUCCAUCAGUGCGUGCGUCUCAGUAAGUUUGACUCUGAGAGGAGCAUCAGCUUCAUCCCACCGGAUGGAGAGUACGAGCUGAUGAGGUACCGAACCACUAAGGACAUCAUCCUGCCGUUCAGGGUCAUUCCUCUGGUCAGGGAAGUGGGUCGCACCAAACUGGAGGUGAAGGUGGUCAUCAAGUCCAACUUUAAACCGUCUCUGCUGGCCCAGAAGAUCGAGGUUCGUAUCCCGACACCGCUCAACACCAGUGGAGUCCAGGUGAUCUGUAUGAAGGGAAAAGCCAAGUACAAGGCCAGUGAGAACGCCAUUGUGUGGAAGAUCAAGCGCAUGGCGGGAAUGAAGGAGUCUCAGAUCAGCGCUGAGAUCGAGCUGCUGCCGACCAACGACAAGAAGAAGUGGGCCAGACCUCCCAUCUCCAUGAACUUCGAGGUUCCUUUCGCUCCGUCUGGUCUGAAGGUGCGCUACCUGAAGGUGUUUGAGUCCAAACUCAACUACAGUGACCACGACGUCAUCAAAUGGGUGCGGUACAUCGGUCGUUCCGGCAUCUACGAAACACGCUGCUAAAAUUCAACCCCACCAGGCAGCGAGCUGACCCCCUCAUCCAUUCUGAUUUUUUUUUUUUUUCUCCCUCGUCUAUUCUCCUGUCUUUAUAGCUUCUCUCAUUCACCCUCCCGAUUUAGAUGUUGGAGAAAUUUACAUUGUUUAACAAAAAAAAAAUAAUUAUGGUAUAACGCACAGAUAUAUGCAAAUGUGACCCAUGUUAUCGUAUAUAUCUUGUAGUGGUGAGUGAACCUUUAAGCCACCUGGUGUCUGGGAGGAAGAGACAUCAUCUGCAGGGACACCAGGGGGAGUUGGGGCUCUACUCUGUCGUUUAUUCAGUGUUAUUGUUUGGCCGACCACUUUAGUGUAGAGAAUUUCUGGCUAAAAUGAACCGUAGAUGUUGUGGUUUAAGAUGAUUCAUGAUCUAGUUCUUGUAAAUGAACCUCCCUCUCAGUGGACCCGCCACUUAAACUCCUGCUCCUUUGACUGAUGUGUGUUGUGGACUGAUGGAUAUUUGAUGCGUGUUUUCACCGCAGCAGGUAAAAUAAAUCUCCAGUGUUGAUCUGAAACGAACAGAUCCACUGAGCUGAUUCUUUCUCCCACCGUUUAUUUCGGUCAGCACUUGGUAAAGUCAACCAGAGAACAUUCCAGACAGACUUGUGCGUUGUCGAAAAACCUGUAAAAUGUGACGUGAGACCAACUGAGAGAUGUUUUGGAGAUGAGGCCAUGCCAGUGCACAUUUGCUGUGAGGUGAUGUCUCCCCCUGGUGUUUGCCUCUUCACUCGUCUGCUUCUUCAUGUUUGUUGCCCUGGUGACCAUUGUGUCCAAUAAAACCUCACUAUGUAACCAAA